CCGCUUCUUUCUUUUUUUCAUUUCGGCCAAAAAAUUUUGGCGAUCACGAAAUUUACACCACUGAGCUCUCUCUCUCUCUCCAGUUUCCACUUUAAGCUUAUACUCCUCUACGAUUGUUUGGUUCACAUAAUUUCAAUUUAAAUUUGGAGCUCUUCAAUUAGCUCCGCCAAACAAGCCCCGCUACUGGUUUUAAUUUCGUGUCCUCUCAGCCAAAUUUGGGAUAAUGGAGGUCGAUGCACCACGGAAUCUACGAGAUGAUCGAAUGAGUGAUUGUCGGAGUAUAAGCAAUUAUCAGCCGUCUAGCCAAUCGAGGAAGAUAUCCAUUGGGGUUAUGGUUGAUUCAGUAGCCAAGAAAAUGUCUGGAGCUGCUAAGGAAGAUGACGUUGCAGUCCCGACAGAAAGGAAGAAUCUUAAUGUGGAAAAUUCCAUAGAAGUGAAAAAGAAGGGGCAACAAGUCACGGCUCCUGUCAAAAGGAAACCAAUUGAGGCUCCAGAGCGGGAGGGUUCGCCUUGGAUUACUACAAGAUCACUUCACCAACAAUCGUCUUUUCCGGAGACUUUCUUUUGUGCAGAGCAACCAGCCACUAGUGGCAGGCAGAACAAGCUUAGUGGACAAAAAAAUGCACCAGCGACACAUUCCGUUCAAUUUUGUACCAAUAAGACAUCAAUUUUACAGUCUGACAGUGGUGAGAAGCAGUUUGAUGGGAUUACCUACAAAAGGAAGGGAAUGAAGGAUGGAAGCACAGAGACGGUGAAGGAAUUUAGUUUUGCAGCCGCACAAGAAGAUCACGUGUCGGAUAAAGCAGAUAAAACAGAAACCCAAACUGAAACUUUGAGAAUGAAGCUCUGGGAGAUAUUGGGCAAUGUUUCUUCACCUAAGAGUCAGCUUUCUAACUCUCAAAGUCAUGAGGUCGGUGCCAAUAAUUUAAAGCCGGGGCAGAAUUUUGAUCAAAAGGGUGGUGAAGUAGUCAGGCCCAGACAGAAUUCAGAUACAAUAGAAACUGACUCUGAAGACCCUGAUCACACUAUCAGGAGACCAGUAACUCGUUCGUUGACCCAAAAGAGAGUUUCACCAAAGGUGCAAGUUAAGCGAACUAAAUGUGGUCCAUCUUCUGGUUACAUACAGAAAAAUCAAGAGAAGAACAUCUUCUCCCUUAAAGGAGGAUGGUCUGGGAGAGUAAAUGGUUCUGCCAAUGGUGGUUCCUCAAAGCCUAUGAGGAAGAAGAGUGAUAAAAAGAGUACCAAAAUUGAGCCACGCAAGAUUUUGUUUCCUGAAAAGGAUACUUCAGAUAAGAUCCAGGGAGCAAGUUAUAGGAGUGCAGCACCGCUUCCUGCUGAGGAGACACCUUCACCAGGCAAGAAAAUGGGAGAGUACCUUGAAGUGGAGAAAAAAAUCCAGGAACAAAAUUCACGUCAAUCCCCUUUGACAGACAAGACAGAUCAGCAGGAGGAUUUUAACAGUCCAGCAAAUGGGGACCAACAAGAAGAAAUUGAUAAUCCUUCUUUAAAGAAUGUUGUGGACCAACAAGAUGGCUUUGAGAGUCCAACAUUUAGAAUUGAAACUCCCACCUCAAGUUCUACCCGUACCUCAACUCCAAAAACGGACCAACUGGAACAUGAUGUUCCCAGUCGUCCACCAACAAAGAAAAGAUUUACUGUGGGAGGCAUUCGUAGCUUCAGGAAUUUGCAGACUUCAAAACCAGAUCAUUAUGGGUCAAAUGCACAGAAAGAGUAUUCUGGUGAUGCAGAGAAACUUAAAAAUUUUCCACCCCAAAAAGCAGUGGUUGAUAUUGAAGAGAAAGAUGCAGAAGAUGGCCUGUCUGAAUCAUCAGCUGAAGAACAGGAUUGUAAGAGUUCGGCAGAUGGUUCACCCAUCCUUGAAGCAUAUAGUGGUUGUAGAGAAGGAGAUACAUCGUCUCCAGAACCUGGUGCUGCUGAGAAAUCAAAUUUCACACUUCGUUCAACUAAAAGGCGCGGGUCCUGUGAAGGCAUUAGAUUUGAUAAUAUCAGUCCCAUGUCACCCUCUCCAAAAGGGACUGGAGAAAGUAGUUCGAUUCAAGAACCUUUAGAGCAGAGCCAAGAGGAUGGAUUGUCGAGGGCUAUCCAACUGUUUUGCUUGGAACUACAAAAACUUAAAAGCAGAAUGAAGUCAGAGACUACUAAAAGAUCCUCUGAAAUUGUGAUGUCCGUUGCUGAUGGGAUAUCUUUGCAGCUGCAGAACCUUGAGUCUCAUAUUCAGACAGACAUAGGGAAGCUGACAGGCCUCAGUAAAUCAAAAAGAAAACGGUUUGAAGCAAAAUUUGAAGAGCAACAAAACGAAUUGAAGUUGAUUCAUGAAAAAUUCAAAGAAGAUAUUAAUCAGCAUCUCCAGGACUUCAGAAACAUGCUUGAAGGGCUAGAAGCACACCAGAUAGAGUUUAAGGGAACAAUGGAGAAGAAAAAAACAUCACACCGGAAGCUUCUCUUGCAAAUGGAAGAAGCAGUCAAGACCCAACUUAAUGAUGCUGAAAGAAGAAUCACAGCUAUCCACGAGUUGGCAAGGGGAAAGAUGCUCCAAUUGAAACACGUGAUAUCCUUGUGCUUGAAGGAGGGUGUACUAAGUUGAUUUGAUUUGUACUGCUAUCUAGGAAGUCAUGGACUUCACCUACAGUUACAGAAUUCCGAAGAUUUUCACUGAUGCUUGGAAUUGACCUUGUAAGCCUUUGCAUUUCGUAGGUCAUCAGUAUUAUCCUAUUACCUAUAUCAUGCUUAGGAAUUUAUCUUUCAUCUGUUCACUGUUUCUCAAUUAUAUUCUAAAUUGUACAGACAAUUUUAUUU
Molecule: messenger RNA, 2817 nt
Organism: Quercus lobata
Lineage: Eukaryota; Viridiplantae; Streptophyta; Magnoliopsida; Fagales; Fagaceae
Gene: ASY3
Product: asynaptic protein
Exons: 11
Coding region: 224-2605 (793 amino acids)
Biological process (GO): meiotic cell cycle
Source: RefSeq, a predicted model, not a curated record